Molecule: messenger RNA, 4445 nt
Organism: Monopterus albus (swamp eel)
Lineage: Eukaryota; Metazoa; Chordata; Actinopteri; Synbranchiformes; Synbranchidae
Product: dihydropyrimidinase-related protein 5-like
Exons: 13
Coding region: 1230-2939 (569 amino acids)
Cellular component (GO): cytosol; cytoplasm
Molecular function (GO): hydrolase activity, acting on carbon-nitrogen (but not peptide) bonds, in cyclic amides
Source: RefSeq, a predicted model, not a curated record
AGUGUUUAACUUUGGCUACUAGCCUCUGGCCUGUAGCUGCCUCCAGGUUUUGGGGAUCAGAGCUGAUUCUCUGAGUGUUUUACCUUCUGAAUUAACUCCUAGUACAUUUAGACUGAACCGUGCUCCACAUUUUCAUCCAUCAGAUCUGAACGUGUCAAGGCAAUAAAGUUGCCGCACCCUCUUACGCACGCACGCAAGCACGCAAGGAUGGACACACACACACAAUACAUCCCAUCAUUAAUACAGUGGUGUAAAAGUGAAGAUAGGGGGCAGGUCUUGGAGAUUUUAGCCUAGAACUGAUUUAAAGAAUUUCAUUGUUUUGCCUGUAAGUUUGACUGAUUUUGUGUUAUUUAUAACAGAGUAGGGAGCAGAACAGUAGAGUAGAGCAACCUUAUUGGUUGUGACUUGAGGUCAUGAGACCCAAAACACACCCCCAACCCUCCACAAAAUUUGAACCUAACACAAGAUAAUAUGGUUUUUAUUUAUUCAGUUUAGCUAUUUAAUCCUGAAGGUUUAAAUGCAGUUUAAACUCCCCAUACCGCCAGGAAUAAAAUUCUGGAUGCUGGACCCACUAUUAUCUUUAUAAAGUCCAAAAGUAGUUUACUUUAAAUAUACUGGACUUCACUGUCAUCUUGGUAGCUAUGGCCCUUGUCGAGACUUUUUUUGUACAUAGUUGUUAUGAGCUUGUUUAUUCAAACCUUUUCAGACUCAAAUCAGAAUCGUUUUACAUAUCUGCAGUCAUACUAUCCAGUAUUUGUACGAAAACAGGAGAGUGUGGAGGAACGUUGUGCAGCACAGCUUGUUUUUUUUAAUUAUUAUUAUUUCCUGUACCCCACCAUUCUUUAGUGACUCUUAAAUUCCUCUUGCCAACCUUUGUGGAGGUCAUUUAUCCACUGGUUGGAAAGCACAUAGAGCUAUUUGGCAUGUUGUGGUAGGGUUUCCAUCUCAAUAUAUUUAAGAUAUAAUUUUCAGCCUUGUAUAGCUUCACUGUAAGUAGCAAGGCAAGUAGCUUUAUGCCGCUUCAGUCCUUUCAAAAUAAUGGCCCUUGUUUACAUUAUUGUGAUCCACUCAGCUUACAUCACUACCCACUGGGACGUCAGGUUACAGGCGGUGACUGACACAGCCUCCUCAGUCUUGCAGCUCAUGUUAGUCACAGCCUGACAGUCUGGUCACAAAGGUGCAUUACUGACCCUUUUCUCUCUUCUAUAGUCUUACUACCCGGUCUCAGAAUGAGAGCUAUAGCCAUGUCUUCCAGCUCAGCCAUGGUGCGGAUCCUAAUAAAGGGUGGCAAGGUGGUAAACGAUGACUGCACCCAGGAGGCAGAUGUCUACAUCGAGAACGGCAUCAUCCAGCAGGUGGGAAAGGAGCUGAUGAUCCCCGGUGGGGCCAAAGUGAUCGACGCCUCGGGCAAACUGGUCCUCCCCGGGGGCAUCGACACCAGCAUCCACCUAGAGGAGAGCUUCAUGAACGCCACUACAGCAGAUGACUACUACAGCGGCACCAAGGCGGCUCUAGCUGGUGGUACAACAAUGGUGAUUGGGCACGUUCUGCCGGAGAGGAAUGAGUCGUUGCUGGAAGCCUAUGAGAAGUGCCGCAGCUCAGCAGACUCCAAAUCGUGCUGUGACUACGCUCUGCAUGUGGGAGUUACUUGGUGGGGACCCAAGGUGCGAGCUGAGAUGGAGAAGCUGGUGAGAGAGAAAGGAGUGAAUUCCUUUCAGAUGUUCAUGGCCUAUAAGGACAUGUUCAUGCUGAGAGACAGUGAGCUCUUCCAGGCCCUGCAGCACUGUAAGGACAUUGGAGCUAUAGCAAGAGUCCAUGCUGAGAACGGGGACCUGGUGGCAGAGGGUGCUAAGGAAGUGCUGGACCUGGGCAUCAGUGGCCCAGAGGGGAUUGAAAUCAGCAGACCUGAAGAGCUGGAAGCAGAGGCAACCCACAGGGCCAUUACCAUCGCCAACAGGGCUCGCUGCCCAAUCUAUCUCGUCAAUGUGUCCAGUAUGUCUGCAGGAGAUGUAGUGGCUACAGCCAAGAUGCAGGGUAAGGUGGUCCAUGGGGAAACAACUACAGCCCAUGCAGUGCUGAAUGGUAUGCAGUACUACCAUCAGGAUUGGGCCCAUGCUGCUGCCCACGUUACUGUGCCUCCUCUCCGCCUGGACCCCAAUACUCCAAAUUACCUAAUGAGCCUGUUGGGGAAUGACACUCUGAAUGUUGUGGGAUCCGACCACCGCCCAUUCACCAUCAAACAAAAAGCAAUGGGCAAGGAUGAUUUCACAAAGAUCCCCCAUGGGCUUCCGGGUAUCCAGGAUCGCAUGAGUGUCAUCUGGGAGAAAGGAGUGAUUGGAGGGAAGAUGGAUGAGAAUCGCUUUGUAGCAGUCACAAGCUCAAAUGCAGCCAAGAUCUACAACCUCUACCCCAGGAAAGGCAGGAUCAUCCCUGGAGCAGAUGCUGAUGUGGUGGUCUGGGACCCCGAGGGAUCCAAGACCAUCUCUGUGGAUAACCAGGUCCAGGGUGGAGAUAUAAACUUGUAUGAAGGCCUCCGUUGCCAUGGAGUCCCCCUGGUCACCAUUAGCCGUGGGCGUCUGGUCUAUGAAAACGACAUGUUCACGUGUGCCGAGGGCUCUGGAAAGUUCUUCCCAAUGAGAACAUUCCCAGAUUACCUCUACAAGAAGAUGGUUCAGAGGGAGAAGUGCCAGGCAGUGAAAGCCGUGGAGCGGGAGCCCUACACAGGUGACGUUGUUGCGGUGGUCAAUUCAGGAAAGAGGGACUUUGGGUCUUCGGAUCUGGACACUCCGACACGCCCCAGCACCAGGCACGGAGGCAUGAGGGACCUCCAUGAGUCCAGCUUCAGCCUGUCUGGUGCUCAAUUUGACGAUAACAUUCCAAAGAGAUCCUCAGCCAGGAUCCUUGCUCCCCCUGGAGGGAGAUCCAGUGGGAUCUGGUAACCAGUCUGGUGGCCGUCACAUGAAGAGUGAUACCUGAGGGAAACAUAUGGCCAAGGAAGAUGGUUGGGUUUUCUCUCUGGAAGCUUAGAAUAUGCGUGGGGUAAUUGAGUCUUAUUUUGAUUUUGAACACAGCACGGACAAUUAGGAUUGCAAAAUUGUAUGCAAAAUUAUUGGGAUAGAGGUCAAGGAAAACCUUUUUUAAGCCAUUACAACUUCAAGAUUACAGUCAAAUGUUACCCAAACAUAAGCAGCAUAUAAAAAAUGAGUUGCCAAUGAAUUACUUUGGCUAUUGGAUCACAUUAGGAGAAACAUCUUACUAAUAGUUGUAGGAAUAUGAAGGUGAGUCAUGGUUUUUAUGAUGUGACUGUGUUACCUCACUGUAAAAAACGAUUUUGCACUUGUAUCAUGUACUAUUUAAAUGCCUUUUUACAUGAUUUUGUCACAAAUGUUUUUUUACUGCGAGCCAUGGUGAAUAAAAUGUAGUAAAUUACUGCAAGGGUGUCCACAUGACAUUGACAAAAUGUUGCAAAUGACUAACUUAACAACAAAAUAAGAUAAUGUAAGCUAACCUUUUAAAUGUGUUUAUUUAUUUUUUUUAUAUUGCAUUUUCUGUGCUACUGCUUUAGAGUUACUUCCUAAAGAAGAACGAGGUCUUUUUUUCCAUAGUCCAUCAGUCAGUUUAGCAUUUCAGAUCAUGUUUACAGCCUUAUCACAGAAAAGAACCUGUGCUGUGUGUAUUGUGGCCUAGUAAGACCUACGGUAGGAAGCGCUAAUAUUGAUCAUGUUGCUCUGCAUUCUUUGUGAUCAUGUUUGUUUUCCCUCAGAGAGCAACAAGUCCCAGCCAAACUGCCUUUUUCUGACCUUACCACACUGACACUCCUUCCCACACUGCUGCUACAGAUCCUGACCUGUGACAUGUCGAUUGCUGUUAUUCUUUUAGAGCCGCUGCAUUUUACAGCUCUGAUAUGUUCUGGUCUGAAACGGCAGGGUUUAAAAUGUUCCUCUGAUGAAUGCUUCCAAUGUAGCAUACCACUGUGAGGCAUAGAAGAAGUUAAGCAUUCACGUUGGUGAAUGGUUGGUUAGUCAGUGAAUGCAUACCUGGAACUGGAAGGCAUGCUUGUUUAACAACUACUGAAAAGCACUGGUACUUUCUCAAGUUCUCAACUAUUGUAUUUUUAUUGUUUGUUUUCUGUUAUAGAAUUUUUCUUGUGAAUAAUUGACCUGGUUUUGCUGUAUUUAAAAAAAAAAUCAAACCUGCAGUGAAAGCAGGGAUGCAUACAAGAUUCUGAUCAUGUUCAUUAGACCCUGUUAUGUUCAGAAGAUCAUCUACAUCAGUUUGUUUUCACUUCUGAUCUAAACUGCACAUGCUCCAGUGAAUCUUGUUGUUCCUUCCCCCUCCCAGAUCUACACUGGUGCUGAACAAUGUGUUGUCACAUUGAAUUCCUUCUCUUUAUAUUUUUCUUUAUCACAUGACUUGAGUGCAAAUAAACCACAAUGAAAUCCCCA